This is a messenger RNA of Pogona vitticeps (central bearded dragon), 1338 nucleotides long. Lineage: Eukaryota; Metazoa; Chordata; Lepidosauria; Squamata; Agamidae. The record is from RefSeq and is a predicted model, not a curated record.
AUGCGCGAGGGGGAGGUGGGCCGCGCGAGUUCUUCACGCUGCAGCGGGGCCCUGCUGCGCGCUUUCCUGGAUCGCGGGCACGGCGAGGUGGAUUGCGCGUACAUGUACGCGGGCGGCGAGUCGGAGCGCAUCCUGGGCGAGCUGCUGCGCCGGGAGAGCGCCCGAGUGCGAGUGGCCACGAAGGCCAACCCGUGGGAGGGGAAGACCCUGAAGGCCGAGAGCGUCCGGGCCCAGCUGGACACCUCCCUGCGGCGGCUGCAGCUGGACAGCGUGGACCUCUUCUACCUCCACGCCCCGGACCACGAGACCCCCGUGGAGGAGACCCUGCGGGCCUGCGAGCAGCUCCACAAGGAGGGCAUGUUUAAGGAGCUCGGCCUCUCUAAUUAUGCCUCUUGGGAGGUGGCGGAAAUUCACACCCUCUGCCGAUCCAGAAACUGGGUGCUGCCCACGGUGUACCAGGGCAUGUACAACGCAAUGACCCGCCAAGUGGAGACCGAACUCCUGCCCUGCCUUAGGCAUUAUGGGAUGCGGUUCUAUGCCUACAACCCCCUGGCAGGAGGGCUCCUGACUGGCAAAUACAAGUACGAGGACGUGAAAGAUGCCGACUGCAGAUCAGGCUCCAGGUUUUUUGGCAACGACUGGGCCGAAGCGUAUAGGAACAGGUACUGGAAGGAGCCUUACUUCCAAGGGGUGGCCUUGAUCCGAGAGGCUCUCCGCGAAGCGUAUGGGCCGGAUCCGCCCAGCCUGACAUGCGCUGCGCUGCGCUGGAUCUAUCAUCACUCCAAGCUGCAGGGCGACCGUGGGGACGCCGUGAUCAUCGGGAUGUCCAACAUGGAGCAGCUGCAGGAGAACCUGCGGGGCAGCGAGGAAGGGCCCCUCCAGCCCCAGGUGGUGGAGGCCUUCGACCAGGCCUGGCGCUUGGUGGCCCACGACUGCCCCAACUACUUCCGCUGAAAGGGGGUGGGUGGGAAAUCUGCCCCAUGGCCCCCCCUCUCGGCCUUCUCCCCCCCCCCCUCAGCGCCCCUCUUGCGCUUGGAAGACUCGGGGGGGGCGCCCACCUCUGCCGCAAAGGAGCGGAUCCUGCGAUUGACACCACCCAUGCCUUAAAUCACACGGUUUGGGGCUCGAUGGACUGCAAACCCCAUCUGCCUGACUCUGGGCAGAUGGGAGUUGUAGUCCCAUGACCUCCAGAGAGCCACACGUUUCCCUUCCCGGCUUCAAAGAGUGAGCCUAUGUUUCCUCCCAGCCCUUCCGUGGUCUGUUUUCUUUCCUUCUCCCUGGAAGCUGAAGCGUAGAAGGAAAGCCAGUUCUCCCAAUAAAAAUUUACUGAUUAAGUGA